AUGUCAAACUUAAAGAUGAUAUCAUUCAGAGGCGACAUUCUCACUCGCAACAUCAACAACCUUAUCCUACAAGAUUUAAAUGCGUCGCAAGAUAUAUUACCUUCCACGAUGAGCACUAACAUGGUCGACCAGCGCCGCAAGGGCUUCCCCCGAGUCCACCGGUAUAUUACUACGCACAACCACGACGGCGAAGCAAUCUUUCUCUCUGGCAGCCAAGUCCCAGAAUGCGCACCUUUUCGCUCCGCAGGUGAAGAUGGCGAGCUUGCCCUGUUAUACGCAACAGAUACGUUUCCGGUCCAAUGCCAGAACGAGGUCGAUGUCGCCGUAUAUGAUUCCUACCUACACAUGCCUCCGGGUCUUACGCCAAGCCUAGGGACAAUGUUCCGCGUAAUCGAUAUGCAACCACUAAAAGAGACGCCCAUGCAUAGAACUACGACUGUUGACUAUGGAAUCGUCUUGGAAGGGGAGGUGGACCUCGUCUUGGAUAGUGGUCAAAAGAGGACACUUCGGCAGGGAGAUGUUACCAUACAGAGAGGCACAGCACAUUCAUUUCGGAAUAGAAGCGAUUCAAGAUGGUGCCGGGUGUUGUUUGUAUUUCUGCCAAUGCAGGAGCUGGUUAUUGCUGGGAAGAGGAUGGAUGAGGAGUGGUAUGAGGAGAGGUAUGAGACUAGGGAGCCUCAGGAAAGGAUUGAGCAGGAGGGGUGUCAUGAUUAG
Messenger RNA from Talaromyces stipitatus ATCC 10500, 714 nucleotides. RefSeq lists its product as uncharacterized. Bases 1 to 714 code for a protein of 237 amino acids. NCBI's taxonomy places the organism in Eukaryota, Fungi, Ascomycota, Eurotiomycetes, Eurotiales, Trichocomaceae. The transcript is spliced from 2 exons. The record is from RefSeq and is a predicted model, not a curated record.